Molecule: messenger RNA, 829 nt
Organism: Symphalangus syndactylus (siamang)
Lineage: Eukaryota; Metazoa; Chordata; Mammalia; Primates; Hylobatidae
Gene: TNNC2
Product: troponin C2, fast skeletal type
Cellular component (GO): myosin II complex
Molecular function (GO): calcium ion binding
Source: RefSeq, a predicted model, not a curated record
AGGCCCUCGGCGUCGUCGUCCUCCAGCUCUGAGCUCUCCGGAAACUGCUCGGCCUCUGGACUGGCCGCCGCCUCCCCGGGGCCGUCGCCGGCCAAGGCAUGCCGCAGCCGGUGCAGGAGCCGGGAGGCCAUGGCACCCUGGGUGUUCACAGGAUUGCACAAUUUGAACCUCACACAUGGGAAGUAGGCAAACAGGGAAACUGAGGACCAGAGAGGACGGACCAGCAGGCUGAGGCCAGGUCCUACCUCAGCGAGGAGAUGAUUGCUGAGUUCAAGGCUGCCUUUGACAUGUUUGAUGCUGAUGGUGGUGGGGACAUCAGCGUCAAGGAGUUGGGCACGGUGAUGAGGAUGCUGGGCCAGACACCCACCAAGGAGGAGCUGGACGCCAUCAUCGAGGAGGUGGAUGAGGACGGCAGCGGCACCAUCGACUUUGAGGAGUUCUUGGUCAUGAUGGUGCGCCAGAUGAAAGAGGACGCGAAGGGGAAGAGCGAGGAGGAGCUGGCCGAGUGCUUCCGCAUCUUCGACAGGAAUGCAGACGGCUACAUCGACCCGGAGGAGCUGGCUGAGAUUUUCAGGGCCUCCGGAGAGCACGUUACUGACGAGGAGAUCGAAUCUCUGAUGAAAGACGGCGACAAGAACAACGACGGCCGCAUUGACUUCGACGAGUUCCUGAAGAUGAUGGAGGGCGUGCAGUAAGGAGUGGACAGUUGCCUCCACCAAGAUCGCGUGUCCCUAGGAUGUGGGAGACUCCGUCCUGCCGGGUCCCCACCAGGGAGGCGCUGCGCCUUGUGGGUCUUUGUCUGGAAGGAAUAAAAGCAAAUGUUCCAAAA